This is a messenger RNA of Mytilus trossulus (common blue mussel), 511 nucleotides long. RefSeq lists its product as uncharacterized. Bases 56 to 511 code for a protein of 151 amino acids. The transcript has 4 exons. The record is from RefSeq and is a predicted model, not a curated record. NCBI's taxonomy places the organism in Eukaryota, Metazoa, Mollusca, Bivalvia, Mytilida, Mytilidae.
CGUUUCGAACCACAGUAGAUUAACACGAAGUUCAUAACUAUAAAACACUUACACAAUGGAGCAAUACAAAUUAAUCUUUGGAUGUUUCUUAAUUUGUGCCUUUUAUUAUGGAUUGAAAUGUGAAGUUUGUAAAAGAGAUGGUCUUUAUUCUUAUCACUGUGAGGGUUUGUGCAAUGGUUCACUUACGCUAUUCUGUGAUGAGUGUUGUAAAUUAAAUGGUACUUGGCGCUGUGUAGUAAGCACUAGAUAUCAUCAAUGCGAGACUUCGCCCAGAACCACUACUACACGUGCAUCGAUUUCCGAAAAGACCAAAACCAGUGGAACAUUAUCAACUGGAGCAGGAAUUGGACUCGGGGCAGUAUUAGUUGUUAUUGUUAUAUUUGUAAUACUGUAUGUAUUAAAAAGACGUAUGCGUCUAAGUUUGCCACACAAUAACCCAGGAACUAACAACGGUGUUGUUCAUAAUUUACAACAACCGACUCGAAAUCACAUUAUGUUCAUUAGCGAUUAA